Molecule: messenger RNA, 2430 nt
Organism: Pseudopodoces humilis (Tibetan ground-tit)
Lineage: Eukaryota; Metazoa; Chordata; Aves; Passeriformes; Paridae
Source: RefSeq, a predicted model, not a curated record
UACCCGCCGAAGGGCGGCCGGAACGAAAGCUAAGGAGCAGCCGCGCUUCCCGCCCACAACCAGCCCGAGAGGCCGCCCGCGCCGUGCUCACCGGCACACCCCAAACCCAACCGAGCCCAGCCUGCAGGAGCACGGAGCGCAUCCUUGUCUCACACAUUUCCCUGGCGGCAGUGCCUUUAGGAGUCAGCCUGCUCGGGAGUUUAUGAGCUCGAGUCAACUUUUUCGACCCAAGUUCACCGAGACCCCCCUCUCCAGCGCUCCCCGCGCGCAGCGCAAGUUAGCGAGGAGGGAGGGGAGUCUCCAUCGCUCUCCCGGGGAAUUAACUGGGCUAUCCCGGUACUGGGGUCCUGCCACGUGGAAGCCACCAUCUGCCUCCUGCACAAGCCAAGGGUACAAGGGGCAGCAGGGGUGACAGCAACAAUUGGAACAGCGACAGGAGUCAACGCACCGCCAGCCAGGGACGCGCGGCGCGUCCCAGCGCACGCGGCUCACCGCUGACGCGCGCCCUCUGCCCCGCCCACCGCUCAUCCCUAUUGGCUGUCCGAGUGAAGCCACGCCCCGAACCCGCGGUAGGCGGGGCAGCGGCCGCCGGGGGCCGUCACGUGACUCUCGGGCUGUCCCCGCCCCCCCCUCGGACGUGCCGGGAUCCGGAAACGCGGAGGGAGUUCCGGGAGUUCCGGGGCUCGGAGGGUGCCAAGGGUGUGGGGAUCCCGCCUCAUCCCCUUACCCCUUCAUGGCGCACAUCACCAUAAAUCAGUACUUGCAGCAAGUACAAGAAGCCAUUGAGACCAGAGAUGGUACGUUUUGUGCAGAAUUAGUGUCAUUUAAACAUCCACAUGUUGCAAACCCAAGGCUGCAGCUUCCAUCUCCAGAGGAGAAGUGUCAACAAGUUUUGGAAUCUCCAUAUGAUGAAAUGUUUGCAGCCCACCUAAGGUGUACUUACGCUGUUGCAAACCACGACUUCGUAGAAGCAUACAAAUGCCAAACAGUUAUUGUCCAAUCUUUCCUGCGAGCGUUUCAGGCACAUAAAGAAGAAAAUUGGGCCUUACCUAUUAUGUAUUCUGUAGCCCUUGAUCUUCGAAUUUUUGCUAACAAUGCAGAUCAACAGCUUGUGAAGAAAGGGAAAAGCAAAGUUGGUGACAUGUUGGAAAAAGCAGCAGAGCUGCUGAUGGGCUGCUUCCGAGUCUGUGCCAGUGACACUCGAGCAGGCAUCGAAGACUCAAAAAAGUGGGGCAUGUUGUUUCUUGUGAAUCAGCUGUUUAAAAUUUAUUUUAAGAUCAACAAGCUCCAUCUCUGUAAGCCCUUAAUUAGAGCAAUUGACAGCUCAAAUCUGAAGGAUGAGUAUAGUAUGGCACAGAGAGUUACAUACAAAUACUAUGUUGGACGCAAGGCCAUGUUUGACAGUGACUUUAAGCAAGCUGAAGAGUAUCUGUCAUUUGCCUUUGAGCACUGUCACCGAUCAAGCCAGAAGAACAAAAGAAUGAUUUUGAUCUACUUGCUGCCAGUAAAAAUGUUGUUGGGCCAUAUGCCAACAGUUCAGCUCUUAAAAAAGUAUGACCUUAUGCAGUUUGCUGAAGUAACAAAGUCUGUGAGUGAAGGAAAUCUUCUUCUACUGAAUGAUGCUCUGACAAAGCAUGAGACCUUUUUUAUUCGAUGUGGAAUCUUUCUUAUCCUUGAGAAGCUGAAAAUCAUCACAUACAGGAAUCUCUUCAAGAAAGUAUAUUUACUACUCAAAACUCAUCAGCUCUCUCUAGAUGCUUUUCUGAUUGCUCUGAAGUUUAUGCAAGUAGAUGAUGUUGAUAUUGAUGAAGUCCAGUGUAUUUUAGCUAACCUUAUAUAUUUGGGUCACAUUAAAGGCUACAUAUCCCAUCAGCAUCAGAAGCUUGUGGUCAGCAAGCAGAACCCAUUUCCUCCACUGUCAACAGUGUGUUGUUGAGUAUUGCAUCUUAGCCAUGCAAGUACUCUUCAGAUGCUCGGCUUGCCCAGUGGAACUGCUCCCAGUGACCCCAAGAACACUGUAAAUGGCCUGGUUCUUGUCCAGGACUGAAAUAUCAGGAACUGUUUGUGGCUUCUUUCCCAGAAUGGCCAAGGCUGCCAGUGUUACAAAGUGCAUUGAAAUGAAGUGCUGACUUUUAAAUGGUCAUUUCCACAGGCUUUCUAGAUCAUUCAGAGUAUUUCAUAAAGCAAAGCAUUCCAAAUUCCUUCUGAACUACUUAAAAGCUUUUAUAAAGUACUUCAUGUUACUAUUUCUGUGUUUAUUCUUCAGAGAGAAGUAUCAGCCUUUGUUACUUGUGUUAACCCAUUCUUCAGAGUGGAAGUAAUGUUUUCUUACAUGGUUUCCAGUUCUUUUUAAGUCUCAAUAAUUUUGCUGGUAUUAAAUAUUCUCUUCAAACUGUCUCUAAAAAGUAGAGAAGUGUUUGACACCAAAAA